Dama dama (fallow deer) is the source of this 1998-nucleotide messenger RNA. RefSeq names its product gamma-glutamyltransferase 6 (gene GGT6). Gene Ontology annotation, cellular component: extracellular exosome. The record is from RefSeq and is a predicted model, not a curated record. The transcript is spliced from 4 exons. Bases 215 to 1687 code for a protein of 490 amino acids. NCBI's taxonomy places the organism in Eukaryota, Metazoa, Chordata, Mammalia, Artiodactyla, Cervidae.
CCAGGACCCCUGCUACGAGAGCCCCUCAGGCCCUCUGCCUUAAUGGGGCGGGCUCACACACAGCCUCCCUGGCCCCGUGCCCUGCCCAGACCUGUUCUAGAUUCCACACCACCCUUCCCCAGGGCUCCUCCACCUCCCACCCACCAGCCCGGGCAGGGCCUCCUGAGAUUCAGCCUGGAAGACCGGCAGGCAGGAGGGCAGGCACCGUGGGACCAUGGAACCCGAAGCAGGGCCUGUACUCUACCAGAAGCUGCGGGUCUGGGAGCCGAGCUUGGAGUCUGAGGAGGAAGAGGAGGAGAUUUCGGAGCAGCUCAUUCCAGAUGCUUCCGGGCCCCACGACUCCUCUGGGAACAAGGCUGGCCGUCUGCCCGGGGCCUGGGCCCAACUGGUGGCCACCCUGCUCUUGCUGACCGUCGGCUUCUCCCUGGCCGUGAGGCAACUCUGCAGCAGUGGUGCCUCUCCAGGAGCCUUGGGCACUGGGGCCCCUCCAGCCAGCGGGCACUCCCACAGGCCUGGCGUGUACCACCAUGGCGCCAUCAUCAGCCCAGCAGCUGAGUGCUCCCGCCUGGGUCGAGAGCUGUUUGUUGCUGGGGGCAACAUCGUGGAUGCUGGAGUUGGAGCAGCCUUGUGUCUGGCAGUGGUCCAUCCUCACACCACAGGGCUAGGUGCCACGUACUGGGGCCUCUUCCACAAUAGCUCCUCGGGCAACUCCACUGCCCUGACUUCAGGCCCAGCCCGGACCCUGGCCCCCGGCCUGGGGCUGCCCUCGGCUCUGCCUGCCCUGCACAUGCUGCACACUCACUUCGGCCGCCUGCCCUGGCCACACCUGCUGGUGGGCCCCAUCUCACUGGCUCAAAAGGGCUUUCUGGUGGACACAUCCCUGGCCAGCGCCCUGGCAGCCCAGGACACCAAGGGCCUCUGUCCACUACUUUGCCAUGCUAACGGGACACCCCUGGGCCCCGGGACCCGAGUCACCAACACCAAGCUGGCGGCUGUGCUCCACAAGGCCUCGCUGGCCCCCACCCCAGACCUCUCCGGGGAUGCCCUGCUGAGUCUGCUGGCCGAAGACCUGGGGUUGGAGGGCCCCUCAGUCGGGCCCAGGCCCACCUUGGAGCCAGCCCUGCAGCUACCUGUGCCCCAGGGCAUCCUGUUCACCACCCCCAGCCCCUCAGCUGGCCCAGAACUACUGGAGCUGCUGGAAGCAUCUCUACAGUCCCUAGGGCCCAGCCCCGCGCCCUGCCCAGCACUCCCGCAAGCUGCUGUGGCCCCCGGGAGCAGUGUCCUGGCCACCGUGGACAGCGGCGGCUCUGUCCUCCUCCUCACCUCCUCGCUCAACAGCUCCUUUGGCUCUGGACACCUGUCCCCAAGCACCGGGGUUCUACUCAGCAACCUGGUGGCUGAGUCUGCAGCUGGCGCCUGGGCCUGUCCCCUCAUCUUUCGUCGCAUCUCAGAUGACACAGAGGUCGAUGUGUUGGGGCUGGUGGCUUCAGGGACCCCUGCAGCUGCCAGAGUCAUGACUCACGCUCUGCUCAGCCACCUGGCCAGGCCCCAAACCCCAGACCUGCAAGGACCAACAGAGAGCCCCAGAGCUUGUGGCCAGGGGACCCUGCUCCGGGUGGCAGCCCACUCAGAGCACGCCCAUGUCUCCAGUGCCCCCAGUGGCUGCUGCCCCUUCCAGGGGUUUUAAGGUGGGGCAGUGUCUGGCAAGGGUGGACAGGAGUCGGGGGUCUCAAACCUGGAGGCAGGGGCAGAGAGCCCAGCAGCAAUGGCGUGCAUAAAGAGUGUGUGUCCAUUAUGUGCUCACCGCUGGCUCAGGCCCUCACCUCCGGCCUGAUCUGUUGUCUGGACUUGCGUUCCAGCUCUUUCUUUAGCUAAAGAACCUGAGAAUAAUGAGGAAAGAACACCAGGAACCUGGGGACAGCCUUGAGUUCAGAUCCAGCUCUGGGAAGGACAGGUGGAAGAAAGCCAUACCCCUGCCAAGGCUCUGGGCCCCUGGGC